CUGCACAGUGCUUACAAUCGACACUCAGGCAGGCCAGGACAUGAAUACACUGUGCCAGAGCAAGAACAGCUUGCUGGGUCAAAGUGAAAACAGAAGAAUAGCACAGCAAAACAAUACUAACAACGCUGUUAAAAUGCCAAUGAGGAGAAGAAGGUUAUCCUGCAGUCCUUGUUCCCUCUGCUGAUGUGCACUGCAGCUAUGGAAGGAGACAUUGAAGUACUGGAGGGACACUUAAACCAGGGUGCUGAUGCCCAAAUGACUUCCAGUUACGGGCGAACACCCCUUCAUGUGGCAGCAGGAGAGGGGGACCUGGACACUGUGAGAUUCCUUCUGAAGAAAGGUGCUGAUAUCAGCUACAGAGAUGAUUUCAGAGAACCUGCCCUCAAUGACGCCAUUCGCAGCAAGAAUUUAGAAGUGGUGGAGCACCUAGUCAGUGAGGGGGCUUAUCUGGAGAUCCUUCCUGGAGAGCUGGGGGGAGAGAUGUGCUGUCUUGCCUAUUUGAAUGAUACCAAACAACUGGAGAUAUGGAUGGCAGCAGGGAAGCACCUCAACUAUGCUGAUUAUGACAAGAGGACUCCUCUUCAUGUGGCUGUCUGUACCAACCAGGCUGAAAUGGUUCUCUUCUGUUUAAAUAAUGGAUCAGAUCCAGAGCUAAGAGACUUCCACAACAACAGGCCUCUCGAGGAUGCCCGUCGGCUAGGGUUCAAGUACAUGGAGGAGCUGCUGCUGGCUGACCAGGCAAGGAGACAAGCAGUGGCAGAGGAGGAGGAAAGGCUGAGAGAGCUGCAGGCAGAAAUUGAGAAGGAUGCGGAAGAGCUCUUACAGUAACAUCACACUCUGUCAGCUGCAGAACAGAUGAAAU
Molecule: messenger RNA, 862 nt
Organism: Polyodon spathula (Mississippi paddlefish)
Lineage: Eukaryota; Metazoa; Chordata; Actinopteri; Acipenseriformes; Polyodontidae
Product: L-asparaginase-like
Exons: 7
Coding region: 184-828 (214 amino acids)
Biological process (GO): potassium ion transport
Molecular function (GO): voltage-gated potassium channel activity; protein binding
Source: RefSeq, a predicted model, not a curated record